Gordionus sp. m RMFG-2023 is the source of this 3368-nucleotide messenger RNA. Its product is annotated as macoilin-like. Gene Ontology annotation, cellular component: rough endoplasmic reticulum membrane. The transcript is spliced from 12 exons. Lineage: Eukaryota; Metazoa; Nematomorpha; Gordioida; Chordodea; Parachordodidae. Bases 65 to 2992 code for a protein of 975 amino acids. Gene Ontology annotation, biological process: neuronal signal transduction. The record is from RefSeq and is a predicted model, not a curated record.
UCAUAUUUUAUCAUCGAUUAUUCUUAUCGAUAUGAGCAUAUUACAUAAAACACAAAUUUAAUUCAUGAAACGGAAAAAUUUUGAUUAUCCAAAAUUAAGACGUUCAAGCCGACGAACUAAGAUUAAUGAAAAUAUUUAUGGAAGCACAUUCAUAUAUAUCAAAUUUUUCUUAAUUUGGGCUGUCGUCUUGCUAGCCGAUUUUAUAUUAGAGUUUAGAUUUGAAUAUCUAUGGCCUUUCUGGCUUCUAAUUCGUAGUGUAUACGAUUCUUUUAAAUAUCAAGGCUUGGCCUUUUCAAUUUUCUUCAUAUGUAUUGCAUUAACUUCUGAUAUGAUAUGCUUGUUAACAAUACCUGUACACUGGUUAUUUUUUGCAGCAAGUACUUAUGUGUGGGUCCAAUUCAUUUGGCAUACUGAAAGAGGAAUAUGUCUGCCCACCAUAUCUUUAUGGCUAUUAUUUGUUUAUAUUGAGGCCUCAGUUAGACUAAGAGAAUUGAAAAAUGUUCCCUUUCAUUUAGACCUAUGUAGACCAUUUGCAGCUCAUUGUAUUGGAUAUCCAAUGGUUACUCUAGGGUUUGGCUUUAAAAGUUAUAUAGGCUAUAGAUUACGUCAAAAAAAACAGAGAGACAUCGCCAAAGAAAACAAUUUUUAUCAUGAAUUACUUAAAAAAGCGUUACCGGUUGAUUAUGAUCAACAAAAGGGUGAAAAUGUUGUUGAAUCAAAUUCGCGUUCAUAUUCAAAUAUCGAUAAACACAAAAAUAACGUGUCACAUGUAAACGCCCACCCCAAACAAAAUGGACACAUAUACAAAGGUGGUGAUAUAAUUUCGAAUGACUUAAUAAUUAAUGGCAGCACGCCUUUUGAGAGCUGCAAUAAUCUAUCUAUUCGUCAUAUUGGUAACGGUCAUUGCAAAACCAACGUCGAUGUAGACACGUCUUACGAAAUCGAGGAAGAAAGUCCGGGUUCGGGAGGUCGUAUCUUCUAUUCCAUCACAAAGCUCGUGCACUUUUUCAUAUCAGUCUUCAAUUUUAACGCCCGCUCUCCUUAUUACUCACCUUCUGGUAAGCUCUCACCUCAGGGCGAUAAACAUUCCCACGAAGAUUAUAAUAUCGAAGAAGAGGAGGAAAGCGACGAAGGAGAAGAAAGUGGAGAAGAAGAGGAGGAUGAAUUUUUACAGCAGCAAAUGGAAAAUAAUAGUCGUUCAAAUUCAGAGGCUCACUAUCACUCCAAUCACAUUUAUCCUACUGGUCACCACCACCAUAAGAAAAGGUCUUCUCUAACAAACGUACCCAAUAGCGUCAACCAUUAUCUAACCCCCCUCAAUAAUCAUAACUCUAAUACAUUUCGAAGCAAAUCUGAUACUAACAGUAGUAAUACACUUAAAGCAACCAACAACCCAACUAAUAUUAUUAGCAAUACAUCUGCUGAUACCAGUAAAAAAAGUGAUUUAUUUUUCGAAGGAAAUACUUGUGGGAUUUCUGACCAACCCGGUCCCGAAAGCCGAUACAUGGAAAUGAGGCCUACUGCCGAUAACAUCAGCAAACCAAAAAAUACGGACGGCACCGAUUUAAACUCGGGCAAAGAAAUUGCCUCCCAUAAUUCGUGCAAUAUCAAAAAUAACGUUAUUAAUGAUACUAUUAAUAAAAAUUCCUUGCCAAAAAUUAAUGUACCUCCUGCCUCCAAAAUUAACGGUUUUACAGGGUCAGUCACUGAUUACGCUUGCGUUUAUAAGACAAGUGCUGGCGAUAAAACGGGGAAAUACGCGACCCGAUCCGUAAAAAUAGACGAAAGCAAAAAUAAUACAAGCGCCUAUAACUCUUUGAUUAAGCCGAGUAAACAGUUGCUGUACAACGAAGUUACUCACGAUACAUCUUCUAAACCUAAAUCCAAUAUAUUGACGGAAGAGAAGGAUUACUCUAAUACUUUCACAGGAUUAUACAAGAUGGAAAUUGAUAUCAAAAAAUUAAAAAAUGAUCUCCAAGCUAGUCGUUUAUGCGAACAAGAGUUAAGACACCAGAUCACAACUUUGCAAAAUAAUGACAAAUGUUGUAAAAACGAGCUCGGCCAAUACAAAUCGGAUAAUGAAAUUCUACAAAAUAAAAUAAAUAAUCUCGUUACCAUCAAACAACAAGACAAGCUUCAAUUGACCAAUUUUGAAAAAAAAUUGAUAGAAGAGCAGAAACUAAGAGCUAAAUUGGAACUUCAGCUUACCGAUAAAAAGUUUUUAAACGCUAAACGUCCGUACGAUGACUCCAAUCAUCAUAUGCCAUCUUUGGUAUCUAGCCCAAACCGAACCGAAUGUACCGAAUCUUGCAAAAAUAGGCGCAAGGAUUUGGAAAAUGAUAUUCGCCAACUUUGCAAAGAUGCUAAAAUUCGAGAUGAUCAGCUAUGGGUAUUAGAGAAAGAAGUUCAGACAUUGAGACAAAUGAAGGAUCAAAAAAAUGAAACGGAAAUAUUGAUCACGGCACUUUCGGCAAUGAAAAACAAAAAUGUCCAUUUGGAAACGAGUUUAAAUGCGGAGACUAAAUUAAAAUUAGACCUAUUUUCGGCAUUAUCCGAAGCCAAACGCAACUUAGAAAUUAAUCAAACUUUGUUAUCAAAACGCGAACGUGAAAUAUCCGAAUUGAAAUCACGCCUGACAGAGCUCAGGUCUUCGUCCGUCUCAACGUCUCGUAUAACUACCCAAAGCCCCUUGCUAUUGCUACCUAACACUUCGUUCGAAGAUCGUGGAGUCAUCAAUUCGCAGUCACUUCUGUACUCUCCUAUUUCCAAUUCGUGCAAUAUUAACUCUUCAUCCCCUAUCUCUUACAAUAAUAUGAAUUUCCAGGCCUUCAGCAAUAGCCUCAAAAGCUUGCAAGCGCACACCUCCUCUUCUUCUAAUAUAGGUGGCAGUAACGGUCCUGCGAAUAAUAAUAAUAGCAAUAGUGAUUUUUUGUUCUCUUCAAGUUUCUCCGGUUUAAAGUCCCUAAAUUCACCUGGACCCGGGUGCCCCUGACAUUCAAUUAUAUUCGAAUGAAAAAAUAGACAUAUUUUCUCAAUUAAAUCGAUAUAGACUUUCUCAAUUUUAAAAAAUAAAAAAAAAUUAACUAAAAAAUAAAACGUAACUGAGAUAUUUUAUAUUUAAAUUAACGUUUAUUUUGGUAACAUAAUUUUACUUUUUUUUGAGGGAAGCGGGUUUGUAACCUUUUUUGAUUCCCUCCCAUCUUCUCCCCCAAAUAUAUAUUUUUUUGAUGUCAUUUUAAAAAAAACUUAACUUAUAUGUUUAUACAUGUUUUCGUAAAAAAUUGAAGUUUACAACAAAUAUUUUUAUCGUCCUUCUUCACGUAUGUAUUUAAAAAAAUAAUAAAAUCGUAGUUUUUUUUGUUAAUUUA